Molecule: messenger RNA, 333 nt
Organism: Puccinia graminis f. sp. tritici CRL 75-36-700-3
Lineage: Eukaryota; Fungi; Basidiomycota; Pucciniomycetes; Pucciniales; Pucciniaceae
Exons: 2
Coding region: 1-333 (110 amino acids)
Source: RefSeq, a predicted model, not a curated record
AUGCAAAACCUCACUUUGACAACCCGUCUAGGCCUUGCCUUAGCCCUUCUCAUGUGCAUCCUGGUUGCUGCCCCUUGUUCCAGUAAACCCUUUGGCCAGAGAGAAAUUAGGGCCCGGAUUUGUAAUAAAUGUGCUGAAAAGUACCUCAAUGAAGGCCAAGUGCUAAAGGAAAAGACCCUCAAACUGGCCAUUGAUCCCACAAAACCGGAUGAAGAGGAAAUUAAGAAGCCUUGCUGGGGGACUGGACAUGUCUGCACUUCAAUGCUACGUGUCAAGCUCUUACAAUGCAAUCAGUGCCACUCUUUCGCAUGUACAUGCCCCCAGAGGAAAUAA